Molecule: messenger RNA, 5402 nt
Organism: Magallana angulata
Lineage: Eukaryota; Metazoa; Mollusca; Bivalvia; Ostreida; Ostreidae
Product: ubiquitin carboxyl-terminal hydrolase 15-like
Exons: 20
Coding region: 49-2853 (934 amino acids)
Biological process (GO): protein deubiquitination
Molecular function (GO): cysteine-type deubiquitinase activity
Source: RefSeq, a predicted model, not a curated record
AUGAAAAUCGCCGUUUAUAUUUAGUCUUAACACCAUAGUUCUUUCAGCAUGGCAGAAGGCGGAACCAGUGAAAGUGAAAGUAUGCAGCACAAUUUAGAGGCUGAAAAAGAGGAGAUAUCGGGUUAUAUGAAACGAGAAUUAAAACGGGGUGACAUAUGGUACCUCGUUGAUGCAAAAUGGUUUAAACAGUGGAAAAAGUAUGUAGGUUAUGAUGAUUGGGACAAGACUUUUGUGGGAGAGAAGGAUGUAUACCCAGGACCUGUGGAUAACUCACCUCUACUGAAGGAAGGGAAGGAAGAACUAAAAGAACAUCUUAUUGAUGAGUUGGAUUAUAUUUUACUUCCAAAAGAAGGAUGGGAGAAAAUUGUGGAAAGCUAUGGUAUCACAGAGGGCCAGACCCCCAUAAAGAGGAAAGUGAUCGAACAGGGAAUGUUUGUGAAGCACUGUAAAGUGGAGGUAUAUCUGAUGGACGUGAAGCUGUGCGAGAAUUCUAACCUGUCGGAGAGUGUGACGCUGAGCUUAAGUCGCUGUGACACAAUAGAGGAUGUUGAGAAAGUGAUGAGGAAGCAAUUUGAUAUAUCAGACGACAAGGAGGUCAGGUUGUGGAACAAGUACAUGUCAAAUACGUACGAACAUCUGAACAAACCGGAGCAGACCCUGCAGGAGGCUGGACUAUACUCCGGGCAAAUCAUCGUCAUAGAACAGAAAAACGAGGAUGGAACCUGGCCCCGACAGACCAAGAGGGAAGCUGACCCUAGCAUUAGCUACACCAAGAACUACAACAGCUACUCCAACUCUGACUAUGACUCGGGGAAGGGAGGCACAGUGGCCCCAGGGCUGUGUGGUCUGUCCAAUCUAGGAAACACCUGCUUUAUGAACUCAGCUAUACAGUGCAUGUCCAAUGUCCCGAAGCUGACAAAUUAUCUCCUGGGAGACCGAUGGAAGGAGGAGAUAAAUGAGGAUAAUCCACUAGGUAUGGGAGGGGAAAUUGCCAGAUCUUACACUGAAUUGAUCAAGACAAUGUGGUCAGGAAAAUACAGCUAUACAGUUCCCAGAUAUUUCAAAGUACAGGUAGGGAAAUUCGCUCCGCAGUUUUCAGGAUACCAGCAGCAAGAUUCACAAGAACUUCUGGCUUUUUUGUUGGAUGGUUUGCAUGAAGAUUUGAACAGGAUUAAGAAAAAACCUUAUGUUGAGAUACAAGAUUCUAACAAUCGUUCAGAUCAGGAAGUAGCAAAGGAAUCCUGGGAGAACUAUGAGAAGAGAAAUGAUUCAGUGAUAGUUGACACUUUUCACGGACUGUUGAAAUCCACAGUGAAUUGUCCAGAGUGUACGAAGGUGUCAGUGACCUUUGACCCAUUCUGUUAUCUAUCACUGCCCAUGCCAAUCAAAAAGGAGAGAUUACUGGAGGUGUUCUGGAUUCCCCUGUCCCCAGAGAAAAAACCCAUACAGAUGAGAGUCCUGGUGCCUAAGAUGGGAAGUAUCGGUGAUCUGUGUAUAGCAGUGGGAGCCAUGCUGUCAGCAGACCCCCAGAAGAUGGUGGUCACAGAUGUGUACAAUCACAGAUUCCACAAGAUCUUUCUCUCAAGUGAACAGAUCUCUAGCAUCCUGGAUAGGGACGAUAUUUUCAUAUAUGAAGUGCCUGUUUCCACUACAGAGGAAUCAUCAGACAUUAUAGUUGUUCCAGUCUACAUGAGGGAAAAGAGAUGGGCAAACAAGUGCUCCUCAAACUAUCAGAUGUCCUCCUUGCAGCUGUUCGGCCAACCAAUGCUCCUAGCUCUACCAAGUAGGAUGUGUACCUCAGAAAUCCUGUACAAAGCCUUCCUCCAGAGAAUGUCUCGUUACAUACAAGUUCCUGCCAAGGACGACAUCUGGUGGAAAGAUGACGAGGAAGAUGAGCAGGCAGAAGAGGACUGCGAGACAGACAAUACUAGUGAGACGUGUAAUGGCACUGUGGAGAAGGAAGGCCAAGAAAAUGGAGAAGUUCUGGACAUGGAAACCUCAUGCUCAAGUACAGACUCCAACUCCAAGUGUUGUAACAAUAGCUCCACGGACCCCCCAGAAUCGGACGGCAUCGUCACCAACAACAAACCGCAGAAAACACCACAACCCAAGCACCUGGUCAAGUUUACCAUGGUCAACUCCUACGGCAGUGCUGAAAUGGACUACAAAAUCAAAGAAGAUGGAAGCCCUCUGAAACUGACUAGUCGAACGUACAUUGCCGCUGACUGGCAUCCGGUGGCGAAGGAGAAGUUUUACCUGGAGAAGACAGCAGAGGAGUUUGAGCAGCAUGAGUCGAUGAAGGUGAAGGCUCAGAAGAAGCAGGUCAUCCAGCUAGACAACUGUCUGGAGCUCUUCACAAAGUCUGAGCAGCUCGGAGAAAACGAUCUAUGGUACUGUCCUCAAUGCAAGAAACACCAGCCAGCCACAAAGAAGUUUGACCUGUGGAGUCUGCCUGACGUACUGAUCGUACAUUUAAAGAGAUUCUCUUACAACCGCUUCUACAGAGAUAAGAUCGAUGCCCUUGUAGAGUUCCCUGCCAGAGGUCUUAAUCUGAAGAAAUACAUCAUCAACCCGCACCAUGGACCAGUGACGUAUGAUCUUAUCGCGGUCAGCAACCACUACGGAGGGCUAGGGGGCGGCCAUUAUACAGCCUAUGCAAAGAACAAGGAUGAUGGAGAAUGGUACUACUUUGACGACUCGAGUGUGACAUCAUCUUCUGAAGACGAUGUGGUGUCUAAGGCGGCCUAUGUCCUCGUGUAUCAAAAACAGACUCUUCAGCAACCUUCUGCAGCAAACUCAGCUUGUGGAUCAGAAACGGACCCCUCAUUGGAAACAGAAGCAAUGGAGACAUGAUAGAGCGACUUCUAGGGAGAAGGAAGCUACUCUUCUAAGGCCUGAAUACAGCUACAGACUGUCAAUAUCUAGGGCUGCUGAAGCCGAGGUGCUUGUGGGGGUAUAUGUUCUAUACUCAGGUGAUGCUUCCUCCCAGGGCGGCAAGGAUGUGGACAUUGAUUCGUGUAUUCCUCAUUCUAAGUUCAGAAACUUGAUCAAGGUGUAGCUGUAUAUUCAUUGUACAUUUGCAUGUAUAGAAAGAGAUUAAAAUGUCAUUGCUAUUUAUAUUUUGAGCUGUCCUAUCUAUCGGAAUCUCUCGAUGAUCCUCUGUCUGUCUACAAGUCCUUGCCACGUGGUGUUCAUCAUCGCACUGUCAGGGGUCACAAGUCUGUGUGGGGGUAGAACAACUGUAGAGCUAUCAGCAUUAAUGAGAGUUAUUUUAUUUUUCAACCAAUCAGAUUUUCUGUUACAUGUUCUAGCUUGGUAAACUAUUUUUAAAGUAGAAUCUGAAUGUAACACAGCCAUGAGAACUUUAAUGUUCAUUUCUGUUCGAUAUUUUUGUUCUAAGGUAGUACAUGUAUCAUAUUUUAUUAUAUUUUAAAACAAUAAUCCAUAUCUAGGACAUUAUGAACAGUAAUUUUUUUUUAAAAUAUUUAUGGUCACGGUGUUACAUUUAUUUCAAAGUUAUGACGCCAUGCUUACAUAGUGAGUAUAAGGUUAAAAAGAUGUAACACAAUCUUGAGAUGGUGUGUAGCUGAUGGUCAGAGGGAUACACUGUUAAAAUGGCCACAAGUGGACUCGGCCCUUGACAGUGUGAGAAAACAUCAUACUGUUGCUGACAUUUUGAACUUAUAGUCUUCUCAAACCAUUUAUAGAGCCUGAUAUUCAUAUUGAAUUCUUGGUUUUGUGUCGUUCUUUUCAGAGUUCUAAAAUGGUUGCUACCUCUAAUGAGCUACCUGUCUGCUUACCAGUAGUUAUUUACAUGUUUGUUUAUUUGUUAAAUCAUCACUUUUUCAGAUAUUUUACUGCAGAUAUACAUUAUACAUGAUGUUGGUAGUGUGGAACAUUAUCACUUAUUCAUUCAAACGUAAUUAUGUAAAUUCUAUUCAUACACGCAUGUUUAUUCAUUUCAAUGGCUUUAAAGUUUUAGUUUGAAAAACUUAAAAUAUUGGUCAUUAUGAUAUCUCAGCUUUUUGGUAUUGAAGGUAUUGAAGAUAAAAAUUCUGAUGCAUCCACAUCCUCAAAUAUGCAGAUUUAUGAAGCACCAAACUGUGAAACAUUUUUGUUGAUGCAUUUAUAUUCCUGUUUGAUGAGGCUACAUGUUUCUUAUUCUAUCAGAAAUGCAUAUAUACGAUAUACAUGUAUAUAAAUUCUCUGUGACAGUUUAAAAUGUUUCCAUGUCUCUUUACCUGUAAAACCUUACUGUUAGUACAUGUACCACCAUGUACUCACCGGUUUAAAUUUCAGAAAGUUGUGUUUGAUUCUAGUACACACUGGACAAUUUGGUGAGUGGUUAACUAUGGCCACCAGAAAUACACAUAUCUUGAAUAUUUGUACACUUAGUCCGACCUAUCUGACAUUCUCCUGGCUUAUCUAAUGAUUUCAAUAUUUUAAAAAUUUUUCUGGCAAGUAAAAAAUCAACAUUGUUAUAAAAAAAGCCAGGAAAAUGUCAGAAAUUUCAGACUAUGGAACACUGUUCUAUGUCUUUUUCUGACUUUGACAGUAUUUUGUGACAAAGCUAUUAAAUUAUUCAGAGCUGUGUGAAGUUACUGCUCUCGUUUUUUGUUUUAUUGAUAUAUGUGAUGUUUGAAAAUGAUAAAAAAAAAUUAUCAUUGAUUGCAAUUUUUCACUGAAUUGUAAAAUAUAUCCAAUAUGUUCUGUGUUAAUUUUAUUGCUGUGCACAACAAUAGAAAUAGAGGAGAAACCCACCAUAUGUUUAUCAUAAUUAUUCUAUCUAAAUACCAAAUUCAGUCUAAAAGGCUUAACCCAGUUUGAAUGUUCAAUUAGUGUUAUGUCCACUAACAUCUGUCUUUUCGACGAGAAAUGGGGUUUUAAAAAAAUUUUAUUUCAUUAUGUUGUAUAAUAUUUGUGCAUGUCAUAUUUAGAUGCAAGAAGGAACACAAAUUAUUAAAGAUUUCAGAAAUAGUUUACUGAUUAUAAAGACAUUAGAUGUUAUUUCAUUUCGAAAUCAGUACAAUGUAUCUCCUUUUCUGAUGUUUACAAUGGUAAUUAAAUUUGAACAGUCUUCUUUUGUUUUAAUUUAUUUCUGAUAUACUGUGAUAUGAGUUAAUGGUAGAUAACCAAUUUGUUUGUCCCCCCUGUAUAUAAGUUACAUCUCAGCUAUGAGGUAGAUGCACUAGCUCUUUCAGGUGUAAAAUGAAAGUAAAAGGAUUUUGUGUGUUUUACUCGUCAGACUUAUAGAUUACAGGUGACAACAGCCAAAGCUGUGAUUAUCACCAUGCACACUGUCCAGUGUAGAUAUGAUAAUUGUAUACAAUGUAUAUAUGAAUAUUGUUCUUUGUCUUAUGGCCCAUCUGGCUUCUUUAAAUAAAGAACUGUUUUGAUUGUAA